This is a messenger RNA of Papaver somniferum (opium poppy), 603 nucleotides long. Its product is annotated as F-box/kelch-repeat protein At1g57790-like. The transcript has 2 exons. The coding region runs from base 1 to 603 and encodes 200 amino acids. NCBI's taxonomy places the organism in Eukaryota, Viridiplantae, Streptophyta, Magnoliopsida, Ranunculales, Papaveraceae. The record is from RefSeq and is a predicted model, not a curated record.
AUGGAUAAUAAUGAGAACUACUUUAUGGAACGCCCUUUGUUAAGAGGAGCUAUAAUUCGUUUCCAAAAGGGUGGUUGGCUACUUAUGUCAGCGGGUGCUCGCAAAUUAUUCUUUUACAACCCCUUCACAAAAGAUACCAUUGAACUUCCAGACUUCCCGGAUUACUAUGGAUUGUCCAACAUAUUAUUCACUUCAUUACCGACUUGUUCUGACUGUGUAGUUUUCGGAGUUGGAGAAAGCGAUAAAAUAGGAGGUGGUGUCCAAGUGUAUUGGAUCGCAAGGGGAGAAAAGUAUUGGAGGUAUCAAGAAUUCUGUAAUAUUGAUACAUAUGAGUACUACAUGCCAUUACUAAACACUCCAGUUUUAUACAAGGGGAUUUUGUACUGUGUAGAUUAUAAUGGACUUCUUGGAACUUUUAGUUUAGAGAGCCGUAGUUAUAAAGUUCUUCAUAAGCCUUAUGGAACAUUUGGUCGUGCAUAUCCUAGUUUUUUGGUUGAGUGUGGUGGAGAUCUUUUAUUGCUUAAAGUAGAGAUUUUCUCAUUUCCUUAUUCUGUUUACAUUGUGAGCGAGUCUUACAUAGCUGAAGUUGUUUUCUUGGUGUAG